Caenorhabditis bovis is the source of this 1113-nucleotide messenger RNA. NCBI's taxonomy places the organism in Eukaryota, Metazoa, Nematoda, Chromadorea, Rhabditida, Rhabditidae. The record is from the annotation of a GenBank genome assembly.
AUGAGUUUGAACGAAGAAGAAGAGGAGGAAGAUAUGAUAUGUGAUUUGCCAUCAGAUCGCCAAAUCGCCCAUCCAGGAGCGUCGCAAAAGCCAAAUUUGUUGAAGCAAGCAUUAAAGCGCGGUCUUCCUCCGCAUCCUGUAAGUUCAACCAGUAAAGGCCUGCCAAAACGCGACUUUGCGCCAAUCGAAUGGUCUGAAUUUUUCGACGAAAAACGAGAAAUUAAUAUUGGAGAAGAUAUAUUCAAUGUGUAUUUAAAAGGAAAAACGGGUCCCAUUUUUUAUUUUCUUCAUGGAGGAGGAUAUUCGGGAUUAACAUGGGCGUGUUUGACGAAAGAAUUGACGCAUUUGGUCGAUUGUCGCAUUUUGGCGCCCGAUUUGAGGGGUCAUGGUGAUUCAAAAUGCGCUGAUGAGCAUGAUCUCUCUACGGCCACACAAGUCAGGGAUAUCGCUAAUAUCUAUAAGGCAUUUUUUGGAGAAAACGAUCAUCAGGAUGUCUGUGUUGUCGGUCAUAGCAUGGGUGGCGCAUUAGCAAUUCAUGCAGUUUCUGGAAAAGCAAUUCCAGCCAACAUUGUGGGUUUAGUUGUGAUCGACGUAGUCGAGGGAUCUGCUAUGGAAGCGCUUGGUGGAAUGGUUCAUUUCCUCCAUUCAAGACCAUCUUCCUUCGAAUCUGUUGAAAAGGCAAUCAAAUGGUGUUUGAGCUCAGGAACUGUGCGAAAUGCAAAAUCAGCACGGGUUUCUAUGCCUUCCCAAAUUCGUGCGGUAUCAGAAAAUGAAUAUGCAUGGAGAAUUGAGCUAGCCGACACAGAACCAUAUUGGAAAGGAUGGUUUGAAGGUCUUUCGGCGAAAUUUCUGAUGUGCACCGCCCCAAAGUUGCUAGCAUUGGCAGGAGUUGAUCGGUUGGAUAGAGAGCUGACAAUUGGUCAAAUGCAGGGCAAAUUUCAGACAUGUGUUCUUCCGAAAGUCGGACAUUGUGUUCACGAGGACAGCCCGGAUCGGCUUGCUGACGAAUUGGCACGUUUCGCGACGAGAUAUCGAUUCGCGCGUGCGACUCCGGCAUUUUUGACGGCUUCGCCGACUCAUCGACCGCCGAUACCUGGCGGAUUUGUCCUCUAA